Messenger RNA from Hibiscus syriacus, 432 nucleotides. RefSeq names its product auxin-responsive protein SAUR50-like. The transcript has a single exon. Lineage: Eukaryota; Viridiplantae; Streptophyta; Magnoliopsida; Malvales; Malvaceae. Bases 1 to 309 code for a protein of 102 amino acids. Gene Ontology annotation, biological process: response to auxin. The record is from RefSeq and is a predicted model, not a curated record.
AUGGCUAUUAAGGCAUCGAGCAAACUGCCUCAGAGGGCAGCUAUCAAGCAUAUUCUGAAGAAGUGUUCGAGUUCUUUCGGCUACGGUCACGAACGAAGCCUUCCCGAUGAUGUCCCUAAAGGCCAUUUUGAUGUCUAUGUUGGAGAAAACAGAAGCAGAUACAUAAUUCCGAUAUCAUGGUUGGACCGCCCCGAGUUUCGGGUCUUGCUUCAAAGGGCCGAAGAGGAGUUUGGGUUUAACCACGACACCGGUCUUCAAAUCCCUUGCGAAGAAGUCGUUUUCCGAUCUUUAACGGCCAUGAUCAGAUGAACAAAGCUUGAUGUAUAGGGUAGAGUCAGGGAACUGAACAAAAAAGAUUGCCGUAUAGCUCUGUUGCUUCGAACCCUCAUGCUGUCAUGCAUUACAUUAGUGUUUUAUUUUCUUUUUUGCUGA